Molecule: messenger RNA, 1110 nt
Organism: Bipolaris victoriae FI3
Lineage: Eukaryota; Fungi; Ascomycota; Dothideomycetes; Pleosporales; Pleosporaceae
Exons: 1
Coding region: 1-1110 (369 amino acids)
Source: RefSeq, a predicted model, not a curated record
AUGGCAGGGACAUAUCCGAAAAUCACAUGGCACCCCAUACCCCACUCAGACGCAACAUGUAAAGUCCACCUUAUCCAAGCCGGCGGCCUCUACAUUCCCUACGACCUAGUCCUGCUUCCGGACUCGGACAAGCCCAAUGACCCCUCGGGAUCCGAAGUAUCAAAAGAGGAGCGAAAAACAUAUUAUGCUCCGGAUUAUGUCUUCCUGAUUGAGCAUAUAGCAUCUGGAACAAAGUACAUGUUCGACCUCGGCAUACGGCCAGACCUUGAAAAUCAACCCCCACUCAUUAAGGAAACUGUACUUCCAGUCUUCAAAUGCGAGCCCAAGUCUCCCGAGGAUAUUCUCAGAGAACAUGGUUCAUCUGAGCAGCAACCAGAAAAAGUCAAGGCUGUUAUCUUCUCGCAUAUGCAUUUCGAUCACAUUGGUGACGGUGCAAAAGGCGGGUUCGAAGGCGCAGAGUUGUGGGUUGGACCUACGUGUUGUACAUAUGCACGUCCGGGUUAUCCCGCUCAGGAGAGGGCACCGACGCUAAGUGAUACGCUGCCUGUGGAUGGGAGCAGAAAGGUUGUAGAGUGCUAUAUACCUGAUGACCUACUCCGAGAUACCGGAGACAAGAGAGCAGGCCAGGUUGUGCAAGGAAUGAAAGAAGGAAAGUAUGCUGCUGUUGAUUUAAAGAAACCAGAGUGGAUACGUCUGGGUGCUUUUGAGCGAGCGUACGAUGUUUUUGGCGAUGGAGCAGCGUACAUUGUCGAUGCACCGGGACAUUCACCAGGGCACCAGAUGAUGCUAGUGAGAACAACUUCUGGCUCUGGGGACGAGGAAAGUUCGUUUGUACUCAUGGGCGGCGACUGCUUCCACCACGUCAACGUCCUCCAAGAUCCAAACCGCACUGCUCGCCCGCCUUAUUCAAAAGGCUGCAUGCACGUGGAUCCCGAGCAAGCAGUCAACACCAUGCUCCGCACAAGGGAAUUCUCACGAAAAGACAACGUCUGGGUGAUAGGAGCCCACGACAAAACCGUCGGCCAAGGAAUCCAGCCCGGAGUCAAAGAACUCACCGGCCUCAUAGACAUCACCAGUUGGAAAGCAUCAGGCUGGAAAACCCCACUCUAG